Messenger RNA from Biomphalaria glabrata, 7710 nucleotides. RefSeq lists its product as uncharacterized. The coding region runs from base 766 to 1605 and encodes 279 amino acids. The transcript is spliced from 5 exons. NCBI's taxonomy places the organism in Eukaryota, Metazoa, Mollusca, Gastropoda, Planorbidae. The record is from RefSeq and is a predicted model, not a curated record.
UGGAAUCAACGUUGGUAUCGUCAGUUAGGAGAGAAAGAGUUUAAACAAAAAAAAAGAAAAAAAGGAGGUUUCUAAAAAGAUUUAGAACCAUUGAUUACAUUGUUAAAUCGACUAUGCACUGGCCAGGUAAACAGGAUACAGUUCACGUCAAUACCUGGGAUGUCGUGUAUGGUUUCAUCUUAUCCCAGGCGAAGCCUCGUGUUGGUAUGGUGGUAAGGGAAAGAAUUUCAACUUGACUGAAGUGAUGGCACAAGCAGAAUUAGUCGUGUGAGUCUCAGCGAGCACAGCAUGAAAAAUAGGACGAGAAACACUAGAUAAUCAGUCAAAGUUCCAUGUUCAUUGGCUCUCCACUAGCAGAGUGGUUACCGACGUAUUGGUGUGAGAGACCUGGAAAGGCUUGAGCCAUGAGUUUGUAUUCAGCUUCACGUAGAGUUCUCUGCUCAUAAAGCCUGUGAGAUACCAAUUAGUAAGUCAGGACCAGAACCACAUUUUGAUUCGUAAUCGUAAUGAAAUCAGGAAAAACAAUGGAGUCGAUGUUCUAGUGGAGUCUUAUAGAAAACGCCAGGAAAAGAAAACGCUAUUAUGUAUUUGAAUCUUUGAAUAUCCCGCAAAAUGAUUUGACACAACAAAAUGACAUUUUCAGUGUCUGGGACAUGAAUUUUCUUGCAAGUGUUUAGCCCUUUUUGAAUACUCCAUAAAUGAUUUUGUUGAGUAAUUCAGAUAAGCCGUAAAACAAGACUCCUGGAAUCUGUUCCCUGUAGUCCUAUGAGUUUUCUUGUACUGCAGAUGAAAAGGAUACGCCUGCUUAAUGUGCCCGUAAUUCGAGAGAGGCGCCGCCUGCCGUUGAUUCUUCGGAAGUGGGAUAAGUUCCUCCUGAUUGGGCUCUGCUGCUUCUUCACCUUGAUCUUGAUACCCAAUAACGACGUGCUGCACGUGACCCUGCGAUGGCGUCACGUGAGCAGUAUGACUGUGAUGUCGGAUAUCCAAGAUGAUCAAACUUUCGACGCGAGGCAGAAACCCCAGUACGGACAGCUCCAGGAAUACAAUCUGGUGCAGCCUCAGAAAAGAGAUUUCUCAAGAGGCCAGUCCGUAAUUAUUGACCAACUCUUGAAACACAAGAAGGAUGGUUUCUUUGUAGAGAUUGGUGCCGGAGAUGGUGAAACUGAUUCAGUGAGUCUGUUCUUUGAGAGGGAGAGGUCUUGGGAUGGAGUUCUGGUGGAGAAGUCUGAGGAGAAAGCAGACAUCUUGAUCGCCAAGAACAGGAGAGCCAUCUUGUGGAAUCUUAACCUGCGCCUCGACUCAACGAAUGUCUCUUUCUCUGCCUCUGACAUUCGUCCUAAAGACUUAUUUCGACUAGUGAAUAGGCCAAGCUUCGAUCUUCUAGUAGUGAAUCUGCCAGAUCAAGAGUAUGAACUCAUUCAGUCCAUUGAUUGGACUAAUUACACAAUCGGAGUUAUCAAUGUAGUGCUCAGGCUGGACUAUCCGGCGGAUAAAUACUCACAGCUAUCGAACUAUUUACAGAGCAAAAGCUACCAGGUUUAUCACCAUCUGAUGGAUGUGGAAGCGGAUAAAAAAGACGUCAUUUUUAGCAGAAUAUGGCAUUGAAAGGAUGCGUCUGGUGGAUUUGUAACAAGAUAACAUUCCUGUGAUGACACGGCUUAUGUUAAUGAUUGCAGUGGUCGUUAAAAAUUCUGCCAGAACACUCAUGUAAAUGUAUACAGUUUUGGAUUACCAGUGUUAUUUAUUGUAUUUAUGUUGAUUUGUUAAACUGGUGUUAGGAAAAGGGGAAAUUCUUAGAUUUGUUGAGCAAAUAAUUAAAUACAGCACGGCUUAAAUAAUAAAAUAUCUUUUUCCUUAGCUUCAGCGAUACAGUCUUUAGAAAAUAGCUUGCUCAAUUUCUUUCAAAGUGUUUACUAUCCUUCUGGCUCUGUCUGUCUGUCUGUCUGUCUGUCUCUGAUUUAUAAUUAUGUAUUGGCAGCCACUUAAGAUAUUGCAUUUUGUUUUUCGGCUUGGAAGACAUUCGCCUUAUGAUUAUGAUAAUUAUGAAUGUGGACUAUGCCUAUAGGUCAGUGAGAAUGAUUCCAUGUUUGAUUGAACCAAACAGAUUGCCAUGACUUCAAUCUACUAGAGAAGCAAACAAUCACAUCAGAUUUUUCCCUUUCAGAUUUAGUGAUCUAUAGGAUCAUCCGUUUCUGUGGCCUACGGUUAACGAUUUAGUUAGCUAGAUUUGGUCUGGCGAUAGAUAUAGUAGGUUGACUGGAGAUAGAUUUAGUAGGUUGGCUGGUGAUAGAUUUAGUAGGUUGGCUGGCGAUAGAUAUAGUAGGUUGGCUGGGGAUAGAUUUAAUAGGUUGGCUGAAGCUAGAUUUAGUCUGGCGAUAGAUAUAGUAGGUUGGCUGGGGAUAGAUUUAGUAGGUUGAGUAAAGAUAGACUUAGAAGGUUGACUGGCGAUAUAUAUAUAGUAGGUUGGCUGGGGAUAGAUAUAGUAGGUUGGCUGGGGAUAGAUAUAGUAGGUUGGCUGGGGAUAGAUAUAGUAGGUUGGCUGGGGAUAGAUAUAGUAGGUUGGCUGGGGAUAGAUUUAGAAGGUUGGCUGGGGAUAUAUAUAGUAGGUUGGCUGGGGAUAGAUUUAGAAGGUUGGCUGGCGAUAUAUAUAGUAGGUUGGCUGGGGAUAGAUUUAGUAGGUUGGCUGGGGAUAUAUAUAGUAGGUUGGCUGGGGAUAGAUUUAGUAGGUUGGCUGAAGCUACAUUGAGUAGGUUGGCUGGGGAUAGAUAUAGUAGGUUGGCUGAAGCUACAUUGAGUAGGUUGGCUGGGGAUAGAUUUAGUAGGUUGGCUGAAGCUACAUUGAGUAGGUUGGCUGGGGAUAGAUAUAGUAGGUUGGCUGAAGCUACAUUGAGUAGGUUGGCUGGGGAUAGAUUUAGUAGGUUGGCUGGAGCACUGUGUGUGAUCGCCUCGUCAAUUAUAAUGUAAUAGUUUUGAUGGAUUCCAGCUUUUCCACACGAAAUACUUUAAGAAAUGAAGAGUGGUCUAAUGACUUCCAACAUUUGACAUGACGUCAACGUGAGUCUUGUUCUGGUUGUUUCUAUUUUAAAUAUAGUCUGAUUGAUAGCCUCGGAAAUGUCGAUUUGUUGAUGCUGAUGUGUAGCGCAUAAUUUAUUUGAUUUAUCACCUCACUAUUUGUGAUUUAUGUUAAGCCUAUGAAAGUAAAGGCGACAGAAAUGUUUAUUGUUUAGAUUCCACGGAGAAGAUGUGUAUUUGGUUUCUGGUUGACUAGAAUUAGCGAGAAGAUUUUAUUUCGACAUUUGUGGUGCACAUUUCGAUUGGUGAUUAGUAGGUUAUUAACUGUGUGUUUCACCUGUUGAAAUCUAUUUUCUAUUUGGGUGAAGGAGACUUAUAAAUUAAUGAAUGGAGGACAUUUUACUCACACACACACACAAACGUGUAGGUUUAUUUUGGUAUAUGUGUUUUAAAAUACGUGUAUGUGUGUGAAGACAAGCUUGCAACAUUAAAUGUGUUUUUUUCGUUAACAUAAUAUACUGAUAAUAAUGCAAUAUUUCUGCCCAUGUCUAUAGACUCUAGACAUAGUUAUGGCCCUUGUACAAUUAUGGAUUGGUUGUUAUACUAAUGCUGAACAAAAAAACAGAAUAGUACAGGCCUGUGUUGUGUAUUAAUCGUUCGAUCUUCUAGUUUCUGCAGCCAGCCAUUUGUUCAUGAACAGUUCCUGAUGGGAAGUCACAGUACAGUAACAUACACGUGUGGUUUUCGUUCAAUACUUCUGGAAGAGAAGGAUUUGAACCUCUUAAGCCCUCACACUUAGUUGGAUCACAAUGCUAUAUGAAGGAACAUUUUUUAGUUCUUUGUUUUUAAAUCAUAAAAGUGCAUUUAUUUUACCUACUGGAUAGAUCAUAUGUGGCCAGGUAGUGAAGUAGAUAUCCUUCAGACACGCUAGAGAUGGAUUGGUCACACCCUUCGCAAGCCUGCAUCCAACAUAACAAGGAAACCCAAAAGGAAAGAGGAAGAGAAGACGGCCCAGGAAUACAUGGCGCCGCGAUUUGGGAGCAGAUGCCAAGCAGAUGGGCAAGACGCGGGGACAGUUGGAGAGACACGCCCAGAACCGAGACGCCUGGAAGAAGCUGGUUGGUGGCCUAUGCCCCCAUAAGGGACCACGGGCAGAGAUGAGACGAGUGAGUUGGGCACACAAUGCGAAGAACAGCAGGCAGCAUAGCUAGACAGGCUCUAGACUAGCAAGAUAGGCUCUAGACUAGCAAGACAGGCUCUAGACUAGCAAGACAGGCUCUAGACUUGCAAGACAGGCUCUAGACUAGCAAGACAGGCUCUAGACUAGCAAGACAGGCUCUAGACUAGCAAGACAGGCUCUAGACUUGCAAGACAGGCUCUAGACUAGAGCAAGACAGACUCUAGACUAGCAAGACAGGCUCUAGACUAGCAAGACAGGCUCCAGACUAGCAAGACAGACUCUAGACUAGCAAGACAGGCUCUAGACUAGCAAGACAGGCUCUAGACUAUCAAGACAGGCUCUAGACUAGCAAGACAGGCUCUAGACUAGCAAGACAGGCUCCAGACUAGCAAGACAGACUCUAGACUAGCAAGACAGGCUCUAGACUAGCAAGACAGGCUCCAGACUAGCAAGACAGCCUCUAGACUAUCAAGACAGGCUCUAGACUAUCAAGACAGGCUCUAGACUAUCAAGACAGGCUCUAGACUAUCAAGACAGGCUCUAGACUAGCAAGACAGGCUCUAGACUAGCAAGACAGGCUCUAGACUAUCAAGACUCUAGACUGGAACCUACAUGAGAAGAGGAAGGCUUGAAGACCGAAUCUAACAAGGAGAGAUCUGUAGACGAAGAAGCAAAGAUGGCAGGAUAGGCAUGGACCCAACUUGGCAGGAUGAACAUGGACCCAACUUGGCAGGAUGAACAUGGACCCAACUUGGCAGGAUGAACAUGGACCCAACUUGGCAGGAUGAACAUGGACCCAACUUGGCAGGAUGAACAUGGACCCAACUUGGCAGGAUGAACAUGGACCCAACUUGGCAGGAUGAGCAUGGACCCAACUUGGCAGGAUGAACAUGGACCCAACUUGGCAGGAUGAACAUGGACCCAACUUGGCAGGAUGGGCAUGGACCCAACUUGGCAGGAUGAACAUGGACCCAACUUAAGGGAAUCAUCCGGGGCCAAGUCCGGUGGCGAAGUACUGUGUCAGCCCUGUUCUCCAUUGGGACUCAAAAAGAUUAAGCCAAGUAAAACAGCGCCCCCGUAACUUACGACAGUUGGAAAGGUCAAAGGUCACGUGGAAUCACAGGGGAGAUCAUGUUACACAAAACAAAAUGGCGGAGAGUCCAGACCUAUAAAUAUACAAUCUGGACUAGGUCUAUGUCACUGACAAAUAUUUUCAGAUUUCUACAUCUGGAUGUCAUCUAAAUGUAGACUUCACUACUGCUAAAAAGGACAAACCUAAAAAAAAGUUUGAAUUGCCCCACGAGACCAUGAACGUCAGAGGAAACACUGAUCAUUCCACAAUCAAAUUAUGACUAGAUUCAAUCUAGUAAUAAUUAGAAGUGAUAUUGAGAUGUCAGCCAUAUUAUUAUUUCACGAGUUCUUCUAAAGCUAUGAAUACUAAAAUAAUUGCACAGCAUUUAUGGCUCCUUCUUUUAUAUCGAAACUAUAGGAAAUGUGUUUCAUUUAUACUCAUAAGUGCAUUGUCUUUUAGAUGAAGUGCGAAUUCCCAGAAUUUGUCACGACUUUUGUGUUUUCACUAUCGAUUUCGAUAGCAUGUUAAAAAUGAACAGGAAAUAAACUGUCACGUUGGCCAGUGUCUAAAGUUUGUGUGUCUUGGGUGGAACGCUAUUACGUGUUAAGUUUUUGACACUUUUUUUUCUCAAUGGAAGUUACUGUAACAUUCUAAAAGCUUCUCGAAAAUGUAAUAAAAAAAAAACAAAACAAAAUUCUUGGUCAAAAAGUGACAUAUGAUCUAUGCCAUUAGAUGUGUGCGUCCAAGAUUUGAGCUUGACUUUGUUUGGCUCCUGACACAAAAUAUGUGCCUACGUGCUUUAAUAAAAUGUUUUCAGUAUAUUGCUUUUAAUUUAUGAUCUCAUGUCAACUGUAUGCCAUGGCACUGUAUUCCUUAUUGUAUCUCUGAAGAGCAGUGGAAAAGUUGAGCUCCAGAAAUGACGCUAGAGAAUUUAGAAGUAUCAGAACUAUUUUAUUUUGAUUGCAUAUGGAUGUUUGUUUAUUACAUUUGUUUAUUGACAUAAGCUAUUAUCUAUUUACUAACUUGUGGGGAUUUGGGAAAUACUUGCAUUGUUUCAAUUUUAAAUGUUUUCUUACAAUUUUUAUUAUAUAAUCAUUGAUACAUUUUUCACUUUAAAAUGCAAGAUUUAGCAACAAAGAUGCAGGAGACUGCACAAAUCUAUCUAGUGGGUUCCUAGCUAUCUGGGUUUGUUUUUUUCCAUUUGUUAUAAAAAAAUUAUUUUAUAUAUGCUGGUUUUUUUUAACGGAAGAUAAACAAGCGCCAUGGUUUUGAUGUAUAACCAAUGAAAUGUGAACUCUCGAAGCCAUUCCUUUUUCUCUGCCUAGAAAUGCACUUCCAACAAAAAAUUACUUUGAAUUUCGAGAGUAAACUAAAAUUCCGUCAAAAUGGCAGAGUUGUGAACCAUGAAUGAACUAGGUCAAUUGAAAAUGUUCUUUUUCCCCCUGCAAUCUUACAUUCCAUCUCAACAAAGCGCUUUAUUAUUUCAUUUGUUCCGUGUUUUUCACGAGCGCAAUUGUAGACACUUGUACACACCUGAUAGUGUCAUUAGGUCAUAAAAGCCUCGUCACUCUAAUUCCAUUGAAUAUUUAUUAAUAAUAUAAUGAAAUGAUUUUUUCUUUUUCUUUGACCUCGACAUUGCUGACUUGUCUUUUCUUGUCUUACUUUGAUUUUCACCUUGCUGGGUUAAACUUGUUUUUUUACAAAAGUGUUUGUGGGUGUGUCCUAUAUUUUGGGAAUGGAACUUCAGUUUGUAUGCUGUAGCUACCUCACAAAGUCCUUGUUUAAAAAAAAAAUGUUAAUCGUUAGAGUUUAGGCCGAACUUAGGCUCCGCCUCUGAAAUGAUACCCUCCACUCCCUUCUCCGUCCAGCCACACCUAUGAACACACAUUGAUUUGUUUUUAAAAGCAGUGAAUCACCUGAACGCACCCAUUGUCUCUCGUGACAGGACAUUAAACACAAAUUUAAAGUGUCGGCAUUUCUCAGCUCAUAAAAACAGUUCCCAGACGACAUCCCCCUCCACCUCACAUCAAAGCUACACCCCAGGCUUUCACCGAAUCCCCCCCCCCAAUACACACUUUGUCCGUUAGUACGACAUAAAUAGGGCUGCAAUAACGAUAACUCUGGGCGAGAUCUUAUAUCUACUAGCCAUUUUUUUUUUAAUUGAUUUACCUUGUGUGUGUGUGUGUGUGUGUGAAUAGGUCUGUGAAUGUGCGUGUGAGCUAAAGUUCAUGUGUCUGAACUAUAUAGCUUAUUAUUUAUUGAUGAACUUAAUCUGAAGAGUACAUUCCCUUUAGAAUUGUAUCUAAAAAUAAACUUGCCUACGAGAAUUCAAAUUCUAAUACAAUAAAGAGUCAUAUUUCAUGUAAAUCAAUGCCCCUGCAUCUGUUGCUGACCUAAAACAGUCUUCUGAUAUAAUGUUUUUAAUUACAAAUGUAUUGACACCAGA